AUGACAGAGGAUUUUGCAUAUGGAGGAAUUCCAGAAGGACAACUUCAAAUUCAAAAAGUUUUUCAAAACUUAAAUACAUUUUUGCAAAGACAUGCAAAGACUAUAUCUGAUUAUGACUUACUGGAAUUGUUGCCAGAAAUUAAUAUUAUAGAAUUGCCACAAACAAUUCUAGAGGAGUUAUCUUAUAGCAUUACCCCAGAGGAACUCGCUAAGUCUAAUACAUUGAAUAGGACUCAGCGCAUAAUAUUUGAUAACGUAAUAGAUCUCAUAAGCAGAAAUGAAAGGGAAGUGUUAUUUGUGGAUGGUCCUGCUGGAAGUAGAAAGACUUAUUUAUAUGAUUGCCUUAUCGCCCAUGUACGAGCCUAUCAAAAAAUUGUAUUAGCAAUAGCCUCUUCUGGCAUCGCUGCAUUACUAUUGCGUGGUGGACACAUGGUACAUUCUCGCUUUAAAAUACCAAUAUCCAUGAUAGAUGGAAAUGCAACCUGCAAUGUCAAGAAAGGAAGUGAUCUUGCCUGA
Acaulospora morrowiae is the source of this 516-nucleotide messenger RNA. Lineage: Eukaryota; Fungi; Glomeromycota; Glomeromycetes; Diversisporales; Acaulosporaceae. The record is from the annotation of a GenBank genome assembly.